AUGUCUCUGUCUUUCCUUAAUGUUUUCGGGAAGAAAUUGAUCCCAAAAACGGACUACUUCCCCUUAAGUUCUUUAUCAGGAACAUCAGAAGAAGUAGACUCCAGGUUUAUUGACGAAUCAACACAACAAAGGCGAAAGAAAGAUUAUUCCCCAGGUAUAGUAAUCUUGCUCUUUCUAGUAUCAUUUGUCUCUUUUAUAGCUUUAGUAAUGAACACCUAUUUUGGCUCAGGAAACACUUCAUCUUUGGUCAACUAUACUGUUGAGUCGCUCACACGAGAUGUUCAGAUAAAGGCAAUUCAUUCUCAUAAUGAUUAUUGGAGACAACGUCCGUUGCUUGAUGCUUUGAGCUACGGAGUUGUUAGUGUGGAAGCCGAUAUUUGGCAUUUCCCUCAAGGGUUGGUAUUGACUUCAACUGCAUCCACCACUGAAAAUCAAAACGGCGACCGCUCUUUUGAUAGUGAUGAACUCUAUGUCGGCCAUUCCCUGUUUUAUUUGAAGCCCAACAAUACACUUAAUGCAUUAUACUUAGAUUCUAUUUUCAAUCUCAUAUCGCAGGCAAACCCUGAGCAAAAGUAUCAGAAUAAGACCACCGCUACCUUCCCUGGUGAACCACAAUACAACGGAGUAUUUUACGAUUUUCCCGACGAGCCUUUAUAUCUUUGGUUUGACAUCAAGACUGAUGCCGACGAUACGUAUACUGCAGUUAAGCCUUUAUUGCAAAGAUUUAUAGACAAGGGAUAUUUGACACAUUACGAUACAGCGACAAAAAGCUUAGUCAAAGGACCCAUAGUAUUGACAUUGACUGGAAAUUUACCCACUGAACUUGUCAAAGCGGAAUCUACAAGAUAUGUGUUCCUUGAUGGAUCUUUGUUAAGUUUUAACCUGACUUUUGACAGCUCAUCUGCUAGUACACUUUCAGAACUGUCCCAAUUGUCUUUGGUGGCAUCGGGAUCUUUGGAAGAUAUCUUAGGGGGAGCUGAAUCGUACCAAAAUGCAAGUAGAGCUGAAUUUACUGACGAACAAGCGACCAGAAUUAAGGACCAUAUCGAUACCGCUCACAAGUAUGGGGUGAAAACCAGAAUUUGGGGAGGAAUCAACUGGCCAAACUACGUCAAAUUGGCUCAUUAUAAGACAUAUUAUUAUAUUGGAGUUGAUUUAUUGAAUGUAGACGACUUGAGACAAGCAGCCGACGAUUUCUAG
Molecule: messenger RNA, 1200 nt
Organism: Dujonia railenensis
Lineage: Eukaryota; Fungi; Ascomycota; Pichiomycetes; Serinales; Debaryomycetaceae
Source: the annotation of a GenBank genome assembly